Cornus florida is the source of this 1952-nucleotide messenger RNA. RefSeq names its product calcium-dependent protein kinase 17. Gene Ontology annotation, biological process: peptidyl-serine phosphorylation; intracellular signal transduction; protein autophosphorylation. The record is from RefSeq and is a predicted model, not a curated record. Gene Ontology annotation, cellular component: cytoplasm; nucleus. Gene Ontology annotation, molecular function: calmodulin binding; calcium/calmodulin-dependent protein kinase activity; ATP binding. Bases 1 to 1626 code for a protein of 541 amino acids. The transcript has 8 exons. NCBI's taxonomy places the organism in Eukaryota, Viridiplantae, Streptophyta, Magnoliopsida, Cornales, Cornaceae.
AUGGGGAAUUGUUGCCCCAAAGGCACUUCCCGGUUCCUGAGUGCCCCAAAUAACAAUGCCACCGACAACGAAAAGGGAGAUUCUGGCCUGAACAAUGCUGAAAAUGCCACACCUCCCUCAUCCCAAAAUGGCACCAUCCCACCUAGAACCGGAGCUCCUUCGGCCUCUCCAAAUCAUGCCACUCCCAAGCCUUCCAAGCACCCCCAAAUCGGACCUGUUUUAGGCCGGCCAGUGGAGGACGUUCGUCUGACUUAUACUAUCGGAAAAGAGCUUGGUAGGGGACAAUUUGGCAUUACCUAUCUGUGUACUCACAAACAAACAGGGGAGCAAUUCGCUUGCAAGACAAUUGCCAAAAGGAAGCUGGUUAACAAGGAGGAUAUUGAGGAUGUUAGGAGGGAAGUCCAAAUCAUGCACCAUUUGACCGGGCAGCCUAACAUUGUGGAACUUAAGGGGGCGUACGAGGACAAGCAUUCGGUGCAUCUGGUAAUGGAGUUGUGUGCUGGAGGGGAGCUCUUUGAUCGGAUCAUUGCAAAGGGACAUUACACGGAGCGAGCUGCUGCAUCGUUGCUGAGGACCAUUGUGCAGAUCGUGCACACGUGCCAUUCGAUGGGUGUCAUCCAUAGGGAUCUCAAGCCCGAGAAUUUCCUCCUUUUGAACAAGGAUGAGGAUUCGCCACUCAAAGCUACAGAUUUCGGUCUCUCAGUGUUCUACAAGCAAGAUGAAGUGUUUAAAGAUAUCGUGGGCAGUGCGUAUUAUAUUGCACCUGAAGUCUUGAAGAGAAGAUAUGGACCAGAGGUUGAUAUAUGGAGCAUCGGGGUCAUGUUAUACAUUCUUCUAUCUGGAGUUCCUCCCUUUUGGGCAGAAUCCGAGCAAGGGAUAUUCAAUUCAAUCCUGCGGGGUCACAUUGAUUUUACAAGCGAUCCAUGGCCUUCAAUUUCAUCUCAAGCAAAGGAUCUUGUCCGGAAGAUGUUGACUUUAGACCCCAAGCAGAGGCUCUCAGCUUUCCAAGUUCUCAAUCAUCCUUGGAUUAAGGAGGACGGAGAAGCGCCUGAUACACCACUUGACAAUGCAGUUUUGGCUAGGCUCAAACAGUUCAGGGCAAUGAACAAGUUCAAGAAAGUUGCUCUAAGGGUUAUCGCGGGUUGUCUCUCAGAGGAGGAAAUCAUGGGAUUGAAACAGAUGUUUAAGGCCAUAGAUACUGACAACAGUGGUACGAUAACACUUGAGGAGCUGAAGCAAGGACUGGACAAGCAAGGGACAAAGCUAUCCGAAUAUGAAGCCAAACAAUUAAUGGAUGCAGCUGAUGCAGAUGGCAAUGGGACCAUAGACUACGACGAGUUCAUUACUGCAACGAUGCACUUGAACAGAAUGGACAGGGAAGAGCAUCUCUACACUGCAUUCCAGUACUUCGACAAAGAUAACAGCGGGUACAUUACAAUCGAAGAACUUGAGCAAGCUCUCAAGGAGUUUGGCAUGAAUGACGAGAGAGACAUUAAAGAAAUCAUUUCUGAAGUUGACUCCGAUAAUGAUGGCCGGGUAGACUACGAUGAAUUUGUGGCCAUGAUGAGGAAGGGCAACCCGGAAGCAGGGGCAAACCCCAAGAAGCGACGUGAUGUGUUUGUUUGAAUUUGUGUUGGUGUGACAUCAGAGGAGUCAAAAUCGUUAUCUUUGUUAUGGCGGGGAGGCUAACAUCUUUACAUGUUUCAGAAAAAUCGUGAAUUUCGAAAGAUUCUUGGAUGCUCAUGUACAUUAUAUAUUGAAGUGAGAGGAUCAGAAGGGGGUGGUUGCAGACAAAAAUUCAACAAAAAAUUUAUAUAUUUGUUCCCGGGUUGUAAGGUUUGAUAGGAAAUGAAUUUAUUCUUUUCCAUUUGUGAACAUUGUAAUCAUUAUGACUUGCCAAUGCUUAGGAAGCAAUGGAGGGUCCUUUAAUGUCUCUAUCAUUCUCCAGUAUU